CCCUUCAGCGUUCUGAUGACCGUGAAAAAGCAAAUAUCCGUUUUUGGUGUGUGUACUGGUAGCCGGUAAUAUUUAUGAAAAUUAAAUGCUAUCGAGUGACAAGUAAUGAAUCAUUUCAGGACUCUCAUUUUCCUUAAGUCAACACGAGCUCCAACUAGAGUCCAAAUGGCUUAAAUACUUGUCGUCAAUCAGCUGCAGAGCUAAAAACAGCUUUGGCUUAUUACUCAAAAGAAUAUUGGAGGGUUCUAGUUCUUUUAGUAAAGAUACUAAGAUGAAGAAAGACCUCAGUAACUAUUGAUUGAAAUGUCUCAUUCUGGGAAUCAGAGUACUUCAUUUUGCUUUCAACAAAUUCUCAAAAUUUACAAGCGUUCUGGAACCUUUCUGCCGCAGGAAGAAGCUAUUCCCCCUUUAAUGAAGGAUGAAGACUGAAUAGAAUAUAGCUACAAGAUGAAGAAGUAGUCCGAUUUAUUUCCAGGUAUUCUUAAAUAUCGCAAUCUGAAUGGUUUUUUUCCCAAAUCAGUGGAUAGCGGGUUCCCAGUGCCGAUUCCGACACUGUGAAGAGGCCCUUGGCAGUGACACUGUGUGCUCAUUAUGGAGAGAAGGAAAAUGUUUAGAUCCACUUUGCAGAUUUAGACACAUGGAAAUGCAGCAAAACUGCAGUAUUUCAUGCUUCUGGGAAACUCAGCCUCUUGGUUGUGUGAAGAUCAGUUGUAUCUUUUAUCACAGCAAACCUCGAAAUAUCAAUGGAUUAUUUUUGCCACCAAGUAGCAAUAUCACUCUACAGAAAGAAACUCAGGAAGGCAUUUCACCCCCAGCCCAGAGUCAGGAACCUCUGAAACCUCAGGAGAAUAUAUCACGACCUAUUCACCAUCCCUUAGUGUUAAAAACGAAUUUUGAGGAAGAAGAGGAGGAAGGAGAUGAACAAAAUGAUGCUUCUAGUUUAUGGACAAAGACGCCUGAAGAAAUUGAAGAAAAAAGAGCAAUAAAGGAGAUGUGUUAUAAAUCUGGUGAAUACUACAGAUUUCACACUCCUCCAGAUAUUUCAUCUUCUAAAAGCAUAGCCUCUACAGUGGAAAAAGAGUUAGAAAAGCCUUUGGAAAAUGGCAGUGAAUUGCAAGAAGGGGAUGGUCUGACAGUUCCAACAAAAUUUAGCCUCUCUGAAAGGCAAGGGGAGAUGAAAGCAUCACUGGAUGGGAAACCAAGGACUGACAUUGCUGCUUUUGAAAAUGGAGGAGGUGACUGCCACGUUCCACAGAGGAUCAUAUUUCUUGGAGUGGAUGAAAAAGAAGUUUUGACUGAAGGGAAAGAAGUCACCAUGUCAAAAUGUUCAAAUGCUAAAGAUAACCAGGACAGUCCUCAUCCAAAGAGUUCCCUAACUACCCGACUAGUACCUACAACGCAUGUAUUAAAUGCUACUGAGAAUAUCAGUAUGAAGUGCAGAGAGGACCCCUCUUCAAUGAAUGAUGUCCAGCCCGUGAGGAAGCCUCAUUUUAAAGGUGUGAAAAAAAGAAAAUGGAUUUACGAUGAACCAAAGAGCUUUCCUGGCCCAGGAAUGCGGAGAGCAGUACAGGCUCCAAAUCCCAAAAAUAAAAUGAGUUACCACCGCAAUCAUAGAAACAGAAAUUCCGAGAACGCAGCCUAUAUUCAUGUUCAGAAAGAUGCUGUCAAGACUGUCUCAUGGAAUGCACCUCCCCGCGGCAGGCCCACAAACGGGUCCUACAACAGAGCUGAUAUCAACAAGGAACCCAAAUUCAACCUCUGUUCAGAUAAAUAUACGUCAACAUCAUAUAAUGGUUCAGCCUGGCGAAAAAGAAUUCCUUUUUCAAAAACAUAUUCAAAAACUGAAAAGAUAUAUACAGAGCCAAGAAGAAAUGGGAGCAAGUAAACCUGGAGGUUGAGAGAAGAGAAAAAUGAGAAAAGAGAAAAGUGCCAGAAAUCAUCUGAUUUAC
Molecule: messenger RNA, 1949 nt
Organism: Sus scrofa (pig)
Lineage: Eukaryota; Metazoa; Chordata; Mammalia; Artiodactyla; Suidae
Gene: ZC3H11D
Product: chromosome 5 C12orf50 homolog
Biological process (GO): poly(A)+ mRNA export from nucleus
Molecular function (GO): metal ion binding
Source: RefSeq, a predicted model, not a curated record